Messenger RNA from Melanotaenia boesemani (Boeseman's rainbowfish), 2186 nucleotides. It is a transcript of the gene alg2, whose product is annotated as ALG2 alpha-1,3/1,6-mannosyltransferase. Gene Ontology annotation, molecular function: GDP-Man:Man(1)GlcNAc(2)-PP-Dol alpha-1,3-mannosyltransferase activity; alpha-1,3-mannosyltransferase activity. The transcript is spliced from 5 exons. The coding region runs from base 171 to 1388 and encodes 405 amino acids. The record is from RefSeq and is a predicted model, not a curated record. Lineage: Eukaryota; Metazoa; Chordata; Actinopteri; Atheriniformes; Melanotaeniidae.
GAAAGAAACUGGCCCCAUUGUGGUUCAAACAAGAAGCACAAUUAGCUUAUCAGGAAUGCUUUCAAUGACCCAAAAUGGCGCCCUACCACCAGCGUUUCUAGACGGUUGUUCUCGGAGAGACCAGCUUAAUUAUAGGUUUCCAAACUUGGAGUCGUGAAAAGCUGCAAAGAAUGGCACGGGUGGUGUUUCUCCAUCCUGACCUUGGUAUUGGGGGUGCAGAACGGCUGGUGAUUGAUGCCGCUGUUGCACUGAAGUCUCAGGGGUGUAGCGUUCAGAUCUGGACUGCCCAUUACGACCCGACACAUUGCUUUUCUGAAACCCUGGACCCAGACCUGCCAGUGGUAUGUGUAGGCGACUGGUUACCCACCAGUCUGUUUGGCUACCUGCAUGCCCUGUGUGCCUAUUUGAGAAUGAUCUAUGUGGCACUCUACCUGGUCUUCCUCAGCGGGUUGGAGUAUGAUGUCAUCUUCUGUGAUCAGGUGUCAGUGUGUAUACCAGUGCUGCGACUGUCUCGUCACAGGAAGAAAGUUCUGUUCUACUGUCACUUCCCAGACCAGCUGCUGACCCAGAGGACGUCUGCCUUGAAGAAGCUUUACAGAGCUCCCAUUGACUGGCUGGAGGAACGCACCACUGGCAUGGCUGAUAUGAUUCUGGUAAACAGCCAGUUUACCGCAGGCAUCUUCAGGGAAACCUUUCAAAGUCUAAGCAGAGUCCAGACCGAUGUCCUCUAUCCCUCCCUCAACACUCAUACCUUUGACCAGUCGGCCACUGAAACACAGGGCCUGGAAGGCCUGCUCCCUGAGGGAAUCUCCUGCCUGUUUCUGUCUCUGAACCGAUAUGAGAGAAAGAAGAAUUUGGGCCUGGCUCUGGAGGCUCUGGCAGUUCUAAGGUGCAGUCUUCCCCCAGGUCAAAGAGCAGGCAUUCACCUGGUGGUGGCUGGGGGCUACGACGAGCGCGUCACUGAGAAUGUUCAACACUACACUGAACUGAAAGACCUGGCAGAGCAGCUGCACUUGGAGGACUGUGUCACUUUUCUGCGUUCCCCCUCUGAUUCCCUGAAGGUGGCGCUGCUGCAGGGCAGCACCGCAGUGCUAUACACCCCCAGCAGAGAACAUUUCGGUAUAGUUCCUGUAGAGGCCAUGUACUGCUGUUGCCCUGUUAUCGCUGUGAACUCUGGGGGGCCCCUGGAGAGUGUGGCUGAUGGGAAGACUGGCUUUCUGUGCGAGCCCACAGCUGAGGCCUUCUCUAAGGCCAUGAGCAGGUUCGUCAAGGAGCCACACCUCCGCAGGGACAUGGGAGAAGCUGGGAGGAGGAGGGUACAAGAUAAGUUCUCUCUUCAGGCCUUCUCGGACCAGUUGUACGGGUACAUUGUCAGGCUGAGCCAAUGAAUGGGAGCAAUGGGAAAAAAGUAAACCAGUGGAAAUCUCAAACUGAUGUGAAACUUGAAGCUAGGCUCAGCAGAGAGUUGAAGUGUAUGUCUUCUAACAGAGGAUGUAUGUGUAUAUGUGUUGGGAGGUGGGGGUGUUAUUAUGAGGACUUCGAGGACAAUUAAUCAGCAUUCCCCUGGAGGAGUUGCUGAGAGGGUAGAAAAAGGGUGGAAUUUCUAUACCAAUUAAGAAAUGAGAAAUGAGUUUACCCAUCCUAUCUUUGGAAAAAUACCAUCCUUGCAAGUGUGUAUGUGAGUGUGUAAUUGUGCGAGUGUAGCAACGCGACAACAGCCUCAGAAAUGAGUCUACCAAAAGGAUUGAUUGUUAGAGUGAAAUGUUUUGUUUGUGUGUUUUCUUUUUCUACAGUACUCUUUGUUUUUGUGUGUUUUGGGGAUGAAGAACAAGAAUGUUGUUUUCACCACGUGCCAUCGGGCAGUGCACGGUGCACAGUCUGCGAUCGAUAAACAGGAUGCUUUCCGAUGCAUCCUGUCCGCCCAGAGCUUUGUUCCUCUUCUUGCUUUCAGAAAACACUGGCCUGUCCAUGACUCCUUCAGCUGCAGGGAGGUUAUUAUUAGAUGAUAGAGUGUGUCUGGCUUUAUUAGAGGUCUGGCUGAUGGGCAGUGUGUCUGUGUCUGGGUUAUUAUCAGCGAGGAGAAUACCGGAAGGUCAUUGUGUCUGUGCGUUGGCCUCCUAAGCCUUGCUACUGUAUAGAAAUGCUCUUAUUGACUUUCUUGAAGGCUUAAUAAACAAGAGGACACA